AUGCCAGGCACCCUGAUACCUCCAUGGUAUAUCAAGGACGACAUAUCAGCUUUCGAGCACAAGGUAGUCACGCUGACAUGGGGUAUCCAGCUUGGGCUUGGCUGGCUCGCUGGAGUCAAAGCGGCACGUCAGACUCUCAAGAAAUGGCGAAGAUCUCGUCGAAUAACAGGUUACGUGGUGAUGAUCUGGACUGAGUGGAUCGCUUCGAUGACAAUGGGCAUUCUAUGUUGGCUGUUUGUAGACGGAACUCUACAGCCUAGGCAAUUAUAUCCCGAUCGUAUCUCUGAAUCCCACACUGAUGAUAAACAGCUUGGAAUACUAUCUCUUCAUUGGUGUGUCAUGCUCUCAGUAUCACACUAUGUUACAUCUGACAAUCUGAAGAUCCACAUCAUCCUGCAGAUCAUCAUAAAUCGACUUGCUAUUGUCAUUGCAGAUCAAAAGAUAGCGCAAAGACUGAAGUGGUUCACUGCAGGUAUUAUUCUGGUCAUUAAUAUCUCCGUGUUCUGCGUAUGGAUACCAUCUCGCCUACAAAUCUCUCCUCAAUGGAUCUACGCAAACAAAAUCUGGGACCGCAUGGAAAAAUGCCUCUUUCUUAUCCUGGAUGCUGGCCUAAACAUAUACUUCAUCAUUUCCGUGAAGCAGAACCUGAUAUCGAGAGGGCUCACCAAGUAUACCCCACUCUUUGGAUUCAACUUAUUCAUGAUUGGAGUCUCGAUCUUUGUGGACAUCUUAAUCCUUAGCGUAAUGAACCUCCGAAAUGAUUACAUAUCUAUCCAGUUCCAGGCCCUAGCAUAUAUCAUCAAACUACACAUUGAGAUGGACAUGGCAGCGCUGAUUACCAAACUUGCAAGGGGACCUCAUCGAUACGGCGACCAUGACAAUUCUCAUUUCAUAAGCACCAAUCUCGGCACGACUACGAGAGGCCGACCAAGUGCUGGGCCUCAAUUACAUGUACAACCAGGCCUGAUCCAGUCUCACUCGGUGAACACACUGACCACCGAGAUUGGUCGUGGAACGGACGAUAUACCGUUCUGCGAUCAGGGAAUCACAAAAACCGUGGUAACAAGGGUAGAGUUUCAAAGUCAGGGCGAGUGUGACAUCGGUCAUGACACACUUUCAGCUCCAUCAAGUAGAAAUGGUGAAGAUCUGGAGUUGAGCUCUCGCAGUUCGACGAGGGAGCUGAUACAUGCUACUUAA
This is a messenger RNA of Pseudovirgaria hyperparasitica, 1197 nucleotides long. RefSeq lists its product as uncharacterized. The record is from RefSeq and is a predicted model, not a curated record. The coding region runs from base 1 to 1197 and encodes 398 amino acids. NCBI's taxonomy places the organism in Eukaryota, Fungi, Ascomycota, Dothideomycetes, Acrospermales, Acrospermaceae. The transcript has 4 exons.